GUCAGAGUUUUAACGUCAUCCACAAACAACAAAACUUCUGAACAUGUCCACUUUCUCCCAGACCAACAUUUGAGUAUGGCAUUACUUGAAUUCACAGCGCCCGGAUCGACAUUCUUCAAACCAUUCCGUUGACAGCACGAAUCCGCAGCUCCACAGGACGCUUGGACCCCGAUAACGGACUACCCUGGAGUUUUAACAACCACAGCCCACUACAGGAGAUGAUAAAAGCGUGUGCGACAGCCUUGCUGCUGUCUCUCUCGCCCCACACACAUGUCGUAGGCUUCGGCACCAUCAACGAGCCCGCCAUCAUCGGCCAGCACUGCGAACAUGAACGCAUCACUAGAGCCGCGUUUGCCUGCCCGCCCAACACCCAGGUCUCCGACGGCCGCUGCUUCGAGGAGCUGAGCCUGCACCAGCUGUCCGGACGCUCGGACAUCUACGUCGGCCAGGGCUCCAAUGGCGCCGUUGGCGCUCCGGAUAUGCUCGACCCCGUCCCGGAGGGCCCGGAGGCGCACUGCGACAACGCGGAUUUCCUCGACGCCCAGCUGUUCGACUUGGGCGUGGAGUAUCCCGUGACGCGCCAGGAGGCCACCAAGCAGCUCCAGGUCUGCGUCAACCACAUGCGCACCCGCAUCGAGGAGGGUCUGGAUGCCGCGGAUCGCAUUGUGGAUGCCGGCGCCCGCAUCAUUGCGCCCGAGGUCGACAUUAGCACGCUGGACUGCAGGUUCUCGUUUCCGGCGCUGCAGAUGCACGUCUUUGCGCGAGCGAAGUGCUCGGCGAUAGAGGGAUUUGGGCGCGCGCUACAUGGCGUCCAGGACUUCUAUGCGCAUAGUAACUGGGCGGAUGACGCGGAGCCGCCGUUUGGACCGAAUAAUCCGCCGGGACUGAAGCGCAGCGAUGCGCCUGUGUUCUUGGAUCUUCGGGGCGAGAACGAUAUCUCGGAGCAGGUUCCACACAACCUCUCGACGGGCUGCUUUGGGGGACUCUUCACAGACGGACCGGUGGGGAAGGCUGGCCACCCGCUGGAGCCGGGUUCUAUUGAUUGCACUGGGCGCAUCACUCAUCAUACCUUGAACAAAGACAAUGGGUUGAUUGACCAGGUCACUGGAAACGUCAGCACCCCAGGCCCGAACACCCCUCGUAGCGACUAUCCUGGUAACUUCCAGCGCGCUGUGUCUGCUGCUAUUGAGGAUUCUCGAAGGCAAUGGCGCCACUUUAGGGAAGCUAUCAGACGAACGUACGGCCCCGAGCGCGGCAACAUUAUGAUCUGCGCUCUUGUUCGCGACAAGCCAGCUACAGAUUGUUACGGACGCCGCGUCGCCAUCCUCCGAGAUGCCAUAAAGACGGCAAGCAGAGUGGCUGAAAUGCAAAUCCCGAUCCACAAGUGGCUACUAGACGAGCUUGCCAACAAGCCGCACGACGAAGGCCCCGGCGAGGGCGUCACCCCCCAAAACUCCACGAAAAGCAGAGGCUCCAGCGACGACCUCCACGACCUCAACCCGGACUUCGACAUCGACUGCGACUCCCCGACAAGCCCCGACAUCGGCGCCGCAAUCACCGAACUCCUUGAACACUCCCACCCCCUCCCGCACAACAAAACCGCCCUCAUCGCCUUAACCUGCGCCCCCGCCGCCACCCUCGCCCAGCAAAUCGCCCACGUGUGGCGCGCCUCCGACGCCGGGAUACGCACACACGUGGGACUCCUCGCACCACACGUGCACCCUCUGCCGCGCACCGCGCUGACCGCGCGCCCCAGCGACGCGGACCUCGCGGCCGCCGUGCUGGCCUCGGGCGGCACGUACAGCGUGCUGCACGACCGCGCCGCGAUCCCCAAUUUCCUGUCCCACGUCGUGUCGCGCGGCCUGACGCCCUACGACAACGCGCCCGACACCGCGACGCUGCUCCCCGCCGGCCUGUCCAUCCGCGACGCCGUCGGCCCCGAUACGCAGCCCCGCCGCUACGCGUUCGAUGCGCGCAGCACGUCCAACGCGGUGGUCGCGGUGGCGCCGCUGACGCCGCGGCUUGCGCUGCGGGUGGUGGUUAGGCAUGUCAGGAGGGGCGUGGUGCUGAGUGAUGUGCUGGUUGGGAGGGGCGGGAAUGCGAGUUUCAGGGCGGAGUUGGAUUUGGACGAUGUGCCGCGGACGGACGCGUGGUUUGAGUUGGAGGUUGGGCCUGUGGAGGGUGGGGUUGGUGCGGGGUUGUUUGAGGUUAGUGUUGAGAUGGAGACGGUUGGGGGGUUUGGGGGUGAUGACGGGGGCCAGGGCGAUGGGCGGGACGGAGCGCUAAGCGGGGGGCAUGAUGAAUUGUAGGCUGGGGGAUUGGGUGGAAUAUGUCUUGCGUGGUGACUGCUGGUGCGUGUAGAGGACACUUCGUCUCUUCAUCUUGCAAUCUCCUUACCGCUGUUGUUUUCCGUGGCUAAGGU
This is a messenger RNA of Boeremia exigua, 2422 nucleotides long. RefSeq lists its product as uncharacterized. The record is from RefSeq and is a predicted model, not a curated record. The transcript has a single exon. Bases 219 to 2309 code for a protein of 696 amino acids. NCBI's taxonomy places the organism in Eukaryota, Fungi, Ascomycota, Dothideomycetes, Pleosporales, Didymellaceae.